GCCGUCUACCGUCAUCAUGCCCUCUCCCGCUUCUCGUUGUAUUCUCUCAAGGCACAUAUGUCCACAUCAAGGCCUCCUGUAUCAAAGGCUGCAGCGCCAGCCAAAAGGUCAGCACCCACCGCUUCAAAGAACAAUCCGAAGACUAUGUCAAAGCCCAAUGCCGCUAAAAUGGUCAGCAAACCGGCUCCAGCCCAAACCAAACGACGGGAGCAAGAAGAUCUCCUCAGUGUUCUCAAAGACGAUGACGAAAUGGAUGAUAUUCAGCCUGUGUAUCAUCGCAGGCGUAUCAUAACCCCACCGGAGACUUCAGACGCUGAACUCGAGAUGAGUGAGGAAGAGGAAGGUGACGGUGAAGAGCUGGUGUUAGAAGAAACUCCGGUUCCUCCACAAAAGAGGAAGCAUCGGACUCGGAGGCAUAAUGAGCAGCCUGCCAAGAAGAAAAAGCGACAACCUCAACAGGAGAAGAAGGACAAAACGGACAAUGAGGAUAGUAGCACGGAUGACGAGGAUGACAAGAAACGUGAGGCCGUACCGAUUCUAUCCUCGUGCCAUCCACCUGUGGGUCGAUGCAGAAGAUAUUAUUAUGGCUGGUAUCGAACAUGCUGCAAAAGCUAUCAAGGCUGGCAUUAAACCGCAUGAACUCCCGUACAAGACUGCGAAUGAGAAGGCUUUCAGUAUUCUUUGUGAACUCUGGGAGCGCGAAAUGACCUUUGAAGAGGCAUUCAGCCGUUUUGAAACACGACAGGAAGGUGUUCAGGUUGUAAUCCGAGAGAUACAGCUUGAUGCUGGAGAGGGUCGCGCAUCGGACACAAACAAAGUGUGGACAAAAAUUCUCGACCUUAUGCUUGAAGAUCGGCAAUACGACACCAUCACAAAACCGGUCCCAGGAUCCAAAGGCGAACAAGGCUUCAACCAUGUUGACACCGGUCGCCUCUUAGUUCUGAUGGAUAUGGCUGAAGGCGGCGUCAAGGUUACCGCGUCGGACUGGCCAUCCUUCCUCUACUGCCAAGAGGAACAUGUCAAAAACAACCCAGAGUCCGGUCUCAUGAAGGGAUGCCUGCUCCUGCGGGUUUUUCUUCACAUAUUUGUGGGUAAUGGUGACCCAAACAAGCAAGGCGGACCUAAACAACAAGGAAUCGCCAAAAUCAACGGAAUGCACAAAGUAACCGGUCAUCAUCUCGCAUAUGCAGCUUGCCAGGCACGAUAUGCGUUGUCAUCAAAAGACACCUGGUCGAUUUCUGAUGGUGCUGUUCGCAUGGACGUGUUCUACGAUGCCAUCGUUGAUCUGUUCGAGAAGCAUCCGGAAGACGAGUGGACCGUGGAUACGCUCAAGUGGUGGAAUGAACAGGUUUUUGGUGAUCCUGAGGGUUGCCCAGAGGAUGUCGAUGACAGGACAAAUGUUCAUCCGCCUGAAAGCUCGGUUCAAGCCGUAUCUGAUGCCCGUGACGCCCGCGCUAAAGCCCGAGCAGAGGCUGCCGCUGCUCUCGCUAAGGUGGAGAAUGCUCAGGCUGCUGGGGAUAAGCCUACUGACUUGGAAACAGAACUCGUUGCUACCUAACCUUGCUACGGUGCUGCUUUAACGCCUACACAAAUUUCCAAUAGCCCUUCAACUUUUCGACGUUACUUCUUGAUGCUUCCGCUGCUUCUGAUACUUCUUCCUAUUUCGAACUCUCGUGCUCAGCCUGGCGAUUCUACUUCGGACCUUUUUUGAACGAAUGCCUUGUUUUUAUCGUAGUUUAUUCUUGAUGCUCUGCUCCUGUGUACCAUAAUAGAUAGAGCGAUUGCUUAUACACUAUUUGAAUGACUGUACUGUCUGAAUAGUCUGAAAUAACGGAUGUUUAGUGUGAUAGAAUACAAAGUGUACCUAUAUACUUGUGAACGUGC
Messenger RNA from Desarmillaria tabescens, 1884 nucleotides. RefSeq lists its product as uncharacterized. The record is from RefSeq and is a predicted model, not a curated record. The transcript is spliced from 9 exons. Lineage: Eukaryota; Fungi; Basidiomycota; Agaricomycetes; Agaricales; Physalacriaceae. The coding region runs from base 419 to 1558 and encodes 379 amino acids.